Messenger RNA from Nicotiana tabacum (common tobacco), 968 nucleotides. Lineage: Eukaryota; Viridiplantae; Streptophyta; Magnoliopsida; Solanales; Solanaceae. The record is from RefSeq and is a predicted model, not a curated record.
GUUAUUUUCUUCAUCUUACUACUGUCGACAAAGACUCACUCUCCUCUCUUUUGCUUACUUCUUUCAGUUUAGCAAUACUAUAAUUAUAUACCCCUAAAAUGGAUAAAUAUAACUACUACCCACGAGAUUCUUGUAGCCCUUCUUUCUCUUCCACAAUUCUUGACUCUAUUUACCACUCCAUUGACCAAACACAUGAUCAUCAAAAGCAUUAUAAGGCAAGUGAAAAAGUUGUUGUUAGACGAAAAUCUGCAGCUGAUUCUGAGAAGAAUUCAGGUUCCUCAAAUUGUGGUUCUUCAGCUUGUUUUAAUGGUCUUAAUAAUAGGCCUAAACCAAUUAGAACUAGCAUUUCAGCUGACCAAGAAAAUUUCCACAAACACCAAUAUUGUCCUAAACACCUCAACUUUUAUGAUUUUUCUCUAGCAAAGGAAAAAACUAAACAUCAAGAAGAUGGAUUUGUGAAGACAAAGUCAAGAGCUUUGAAAAUUUACAGAAAUUUAAAGAAAGUUAAGCAGCCAAUUUCUCCAGGAGGUAGGCUAUCGAGUUUCUUGAACUCACUUUUUACAAAUUCAAAAAAAUCAAAAAUUUCGUCAAAUUCUAGAGGGUAUGAAAAUGAGGAAAGAAAAUUAAAGUCUACAAAUGUAUCAACUUGUUCUUCAGCUUCUUCAUUCUCUAGAUCAUGUUUAAUUGUAGAUGAUCAAGAUUGUCACAAGAAUAAUUUGUACAUGGACAAACAAAAAAAUUUGGAGAAAAAUCGUCGAGUGGAGGAGGCAUCGGCUAGAGAUUUGCGACGAAACUGUCAGUAUAGUUUAACAUGUGAUAACGGUCGGAGAUUUGAUAAUGAUAACGAGGAGGAAGAAUAUGAUGAUGAUGAUGUAAGUUGUGCUAGUUCUGAUCUAUUUGAGCUUGAUAAUCUUUCUUCCAUUGGAAUGGAAUUGCCUGUCUAUGAAACAACAAAACCGUGGUAUUAA